AUGGACAUCAACCAUAUCACCAAUCCGACGGUGACCAAGCAGGUGUACAAGGGCCACGGGGCCCCCGGGGCGGAGGAGGUGGUGGAGAUCACGUACCCGGCGACAGAGGUAGUGGGGCACGGGUCGUUCGGCGUCGUGUUCACGACGGUGAUCGAGCAGACGGGAGAGAAGGUGGCGAUCAAGAAGGUGCUGCAGGACCGGCGAUUCAAGAACCGGGAGCUCGAGAUCAUGAAGCUGCUGCAACACCCGAACGUGGUGGAUCUGCGGUACCACUUCUACGAGAGCGAGCCGCAGACGAACGAGGUAUACCUCAACCUGAUUCUGGAGUACAUGCCGCAGUCGCUGUACCAGCGAUUGCGGCACUUCGUGACGGGGCGGCUCCUGAUGCCGCGCGACGAAAUCAAGGUGUACAUGUUUCAGCUGUUCAAGUCGCUGAACUACCUGCACCGCGUGGCGCGCGUGUGCCACCGGGACAUCAAGCCGCAGAACCUGCUGGUUGACGCGGGCACGCUGCAGCUGAAGCUGUGCGACUUCGGGUCUGCGAAGCAGCUGCGGCCGACGGAGCCCAACGUGUCGUACAUAUGCUCGCGGUACUACCGCGCGCCGGAGCUGAUCUUCGGCGCGACGAACUACACGACGCAGAUCGACAUAUGGUCCACCGGCUGCGUGAUGGCCGAGCUGUUGCUUGGACAGCCCAUGUUCCCGGGCGAGUCGGGCAUCGACCAGCUAGUGGAAAUCAUCAAGAUCCUGGGCACCCCGACGCGGCAAGAGAUAUGCGCCAUGAACGAAAACUACUCCGACCACAAGUUCCCCCAGAUCAAGCCCAUUCCGUUGAGCAAGGUGUUCAAGCGUGAGGACGCACACACGGUGCAGCUCCUCAGUGACGUGCUGCAGUACGACCCCACGAGGCGCUUCAACGCGCUCAUGGCGAUGUGCAGCUCCUACUUCGAUGAGAUCACCGGCCACAACACCGAGCCUGAGACCGUUGCCCCGGGCGCGUCGAUCUCAGAGCUGUGGCAGGGCGUAGUGCACAGUCUACAGCUGCUGCACUUCAAACCCGAGGAGUUUAACGACCUGAAUGACUUGGAACGAUCCCUAAUCCAAAACAAAUUGAUUGCUAAGCAACCUCCGAAUGUACCCUAG
Molecule: messenger RNA, 1143 nt
Organism: Eremothecium gossypii ATCC 10895
Lineage: Eukaryota; Fungi; Ascomycota; Saccharomycetes; Saccharomycetales; Saccharomycetaceae
Product: GSK family serine/threonine-protein kinase
Exons: 1
Coding region: 1-1143 (380 amino acids)
Biological process (GO): protein phosphorylation; signal transduction
Cellular component (GO): cytoplasm
Molecular function (GO): protein serine/threonine kinase activity; ATP binding; protein serine/threonine/tyrosine kinase activity
Source: RefSeq, marked provisional